AUGGCGUCCUCGAAGAAGGUGGUGACGCGGGACGAGUGGGAGCGGAAGCUACGCGACGUGAAGAUCCGCAAGGAGGACAUGGACCGGCUCGUCAUGAACUUCCUCGUCACCGAGGGCUUCGUCGACGCCGCCGACCGGUUCCGCCUCGAGUCCGGCACCCAAACCGACAUUGACCUGGAGACCAUCACGGAUCGGAUGGAGAUGAAGAGGGCGGUUCAGUCGGGGAACGUCCAGGAGGCGAUCGACAAGAUGAACCAUCUUAACCCCACGAUUCUGGAGAGAAAUCCCCAAGUAUACUUCCAUCUACUGCAGCAAAAGCUGAUAGAGUUGAUUCGUGUGGGAAAAAUAAGUGAAGCUUUGGAAUUUGCUCAACAAGAACUUGCACCAAGAGGCGAGAAAAAUCAAGCCUUUCUCAAGGAAAUAGAGAAAACGGUAGCACUUUUGCUUUUUGAAGAUGCAGAAAACUGUCCGUAUGGGGAACUGUUGGAUGUUUCUCACCGCUUGAAGACGGCAAAUGAAGUCAAUGCUGCAAUUCUUACAAGUCAAAGUCAUGAGAAAGAUCCAAAGCUCCCUAGCCUGUUGAAGAUGUUGAUAUGGACUCAAGACCAGCUGGACGAAAAGGCGGCAUAUCCGCGGAUCAAUAACUUCUCCACUGCCGCACUAGAAGAUCCGGCUAUAUGAGCUGCUGCUGCUCAGGUGUUGGCAAAACCCCGACAUAAGAAGGUCUCGCGCUCUAGUGUUGAGAAUGUUUUCGUGAAUCACAUUUUACUCAGUGGAAAAUGUCUGAUUUCACUUUUCACU
Molecule: messenger RNA, 801 nt
Organism: Lolium rigidum
Lineage: Eukaryota; Viridiplantae; Streptophyta; Magnoliopsida; Poales; Poaceae
Product: protein GID8 homolog
Exons: 5
Coding region: 1-681 (226 amino acids)
Biological process (GO): proteasome-mediated ubiquitin-dependent protein catabolic process
Cellular component (GO): nucleus; cytoplasm
Molecular function (GO): protein binding
Source: RefSeq, a predicted model, not a curated record